AUGCAUAUCGGACGCCUCCUCCCGGGAAUCGUCGCCGGCAUCACAUUAGCUCAGGCUACCCCGGUCCAAGACAGGUCUCUGGCUUCAUCCACUUCCGUAAAUACGGCGGCGGCCGUAGACAAAGAGACGCGGAACGAGCCGGCAAGCUAUUUCCGCGAAGCGAGCUUCUCUUCACGCUAUGACGAGCGCUUCGCCUCCAAGCCGCUCAAUGAGACGGCUGAGCGCGACGCCCUAAAGGUCUUGGUCCAGACCUACCUGACGAUGCUCGACGACCUGGGUGUCCAGACCUGGCUUGUUCAUGGCUCCCUCCUGGGAUGGUGGUGGAACAAACAAAUUCUCCCCUGGGAUUCGACCGCAGACGUCCAAGUCACAGUAAAUGGCAUCAGAUUCCUCGCCGCCUACUACAACAUGACGACCUACUACUACAAGUACUCUUCUAUCCCAGACGGCCGCUUCUUCCAGCUCGAGGUGAACCCCAACUACGUCCACCGGGCCAAGGACGCCGUUGGCGAGGCCGACGAGGCCGACGCCCGCUGGAUCGACAUGGACAGUGGCCUUUUCAUCGACGUCACCGCCGAGGACCGCAACACGUACCUUGACCCACUGUUGGAGACCGUCUUUGAGGGUGUCAAGGCCAAGAUCCCGUACAAGUACAAGGAGAUGCUUAUUUCUGAGUACGGAGAGAAGGCUUUGACGGACAAGGAGUUCAACAACCACAAAUUCAUCGACAACAAGAUGGAGUGGGUUCCCAACGACGAGCUCUGA
This is a messenger RNA of Colletotrichum graminicola M1.001, 765 nucleotides long. RefSeq lists its product as uncharacterized. The record is from RefSeq and is a predicted model, not a curated record. NCBI's taxonomy places the organism in Eukaryota, Fungi, Ascomycota, Sordariomycetes, Glomerellales, Glomerellaceae. Bases 1 to 765 code for a protein of 254 amino acids. The transcript is spliced from 4 exons.